Molecule: messenger RNA, 1338 nt
Organism: Leishmania braziliensis MHOM/BR/75/M2904
Lineage: Eukaryota; Euglenozoa; Kinetoplastea; Trypanosomatida; Trypanosomatidae
Source: the annotation of a RefSeq genome assembly
CUGAGGGAGAGCCACGGCGCGAAGGUGCUAGCAUGCUGCACGAAUUAUCUGCAGGAUGCUGGCAAGCUAGACAGGCGGGGGGAUGGGGCGAGGAAGUCCGUCACGUCGAAGCUGUACCUACUAGGCCUGAGGGAGGAGUAUGUAGCAGGCUGCAUCUUCCCGGCGCUGAGAGCUGGCACCACGCACGAGGGAAAGUACAUACUGGUGGCAUCGCACGCGCGGCCGCUUAUCGCGAAACACCUUGUGGCGGUUGGGCAUAAGGAGGAUACUGCCGCGAUCUGCUACGGCGCCCAGGGGGAAGGCCAACAACCAGGUCAUGUUUGAGCUGACGGUGAGGGCACUAGACUCGAACCUGAAGUGCGUUGCUUUGUGGGGCGAGUGGAGCAUCUAUCACUCGUCCGCAAUCUGCGGCACAUCAGUCAGGAGAGCAUCGAUUUAAAGGGCCCUGCGAAGGAGCGAGUUUGUCCAAAGCUGCUGAAUCGCCGAAACACAGUGGAAAAGACUCCAGGCCACGUGAAGUACGUGACAGUCUACUUCGAGAAGAGCAUCCUCAUGGCGAUGAGCGAGAGAAAUAUGGGGACUACGCGACUUGUGGAGGAACUGAACACGCUUAGUGGGCAAGCAAGCGAUCGGGAUCGAGGACAUUGUGGAGGAUCGCCUGGCGGGUAUGAAGUCACGCGGCCUGUACGAGACACCUGCAGGGACGAUCCCAUACAAGGCGCUGGAUGCGCUGGAGUCGUCGCUUCUCGACUGCGACACACAGCUCUUCAAGCUCCAGCUUGCACUGCGCUUCUUCUAGCUUGUGUACGACGGAAGUGGUUCAAGUCUCCGAACCAGUCAGCGUCCGAGAUGCUCGACCAGAUGGCAGAGACGGUGACAGAGAAAGUGACGAUGAAGUUGCACAGGGGUAACAUUCUCUCUGCCGGGAGGCAGCCGCCGUACUCGCUGUACAACGAGUACAUCGCUUCGUUAGGGGGCAGUCACAAUUUUUAUAAUCACCGCGACGCGAAUGGCAUCGCCCGACUGCUCCGGCUGCCCCUACGCAUUUGCGCGAUUACGCUAAAGGAAAACACGAUGCCGAUCAAAGUUCUAAGUGCACACAUCCCUGUGAGCGUGUGCUCCGCACUGCGCACCACCAGACCACUGCUCGUACUGCCUGCCUCCCCUCAAUCAUCGGUGUACCGUGCGCUCUGUGUUUCUCACGCUGUGCUUCGUCACACCAAUCUCUCUUCCCUGGGUACGUGGUCAAGGGUGCUCUCGCACCGAUGUCCGUGCGCCGCACGUCACCGACUGUCACUCCCUCUCUCUUCUCCGCUCCCCACAAGCGCCGUGCGCUAG